Messenger RNA from Nestor notabilis (Kea), 588 nucleotides. RefSeq names its product COMM domain-containing protein 5-like. The transcript is spliced from 7 exons. Bases 1 to 588 code for a protein of 195 amino acids. Gene Ontology annotation, cellular component: nucleus. The record is from RefSeq and is a predicted model, not a curated record. Lineage: Eukaryota; Metazoa; Chordata; Aves; Psittaciformes; Psittacidae.
AUGGGGGUGGAUGAUCAGAUGUAUUUACAGAGACCUGAAGUGGCAGUUUCACAUCAGGAAAAAUGUCAGUACAUCACUGUUAAUGUGUUGGAAGGAAAAGACUGCAAAGAAUCUGUCAAGCUCAUUGCAGAAAGCACUAAUCUCUCAGAAGAGCAACUUGCUUUCCUCAUCUCUGGCAUGUAUACCCUGCUGCGAGAGGCAUUGAGACUCCCCUUAUCAACUUUCAAACAAGAAGUUUUUAAGGAAGACCUAAAGGAGCUCAGGAUACCAGAAGAUUUCAUUGUGGACUUUUCCAGUAUAGUCUUUGGAAACAGGCGUCCCACUUCUGAAGGCACAGCUUUGAUACAAGGAAGUAGGCUGCCAAGUGUCCAGGACUUCAGAUGGAGAGUGGACGUAGCUAUAUCCACAAGUUCACUGGCCCGUGCACUUCAACCAUCCAUUCUAAUGAUGCUGAAGCUUUCAGAUGGGACAGCGCAUCGCUUUGAAGUGCCAGUUGCAAAGUUUCAAGAACUGAGAUAUAACGUUGCUCUUAUACUGAAGGAAAUGAAUGACUUGGAGAAAAGAAGCAUACUGAAGAUCCAGGACUGA